AUGGCUGUACAAGUUCAUCCACCAUUAGAGGAGGAAGAAACUAAUAUGUUCUUUGUAAAUACUCUGAGGGCCCCAUUCUUUGGACAUCGUAUUGGAAAUUCGUCCAAAACUUUUGCUGAUAUAGUCAACGCAGGAGAAAUGAUUGAGAUGGCGAUCAAAAGCGGGAAGCUAGACGGGGGAGAAUCUAGCCGAAAGCCUCCAGCAAGAAGGAAGGAUAAUGAGGUCAGUAAUGUGAAGAAAUAUGAUUCUAAUAACAUUACAGUAUCUCAACCACAAGCCACUGUAUCGUCAACAUUAAAUCCUGUCCAGCAAAGGGCGAAAGAACCAAGACAGGAAAGGGAAAGGCCUCCUUACCCAAAAUGGUUUGACAUCAAUGCUCAAUGUGAGUAUUAUGCGGGGGCAUCGGGGCAUUCAAUUGAAAACUGUCCGGCCUUUAAAAAGUUGGUGCAUAGAUUAAGACAAAGAAAUGUCAUCAAUUUCGGUGACAGUGAGCAACCCAAUGUGGCUCAGAACCCACUCCCGAAUCAUACAGGGACAGGGGUUAAUGCUGUUAUUGAAGAAAAAGGGAACGGAGUCAUUACCAAAGUCAAAGAAGUGAAGUCAUCCAUGCAUUGGGUAUGGGGGAAAAUGGUCAAAAUAGGCUGGUUGACCUUUAAUGCUAACGAAAAUAAGCAUGCUUGCCCCUACCACUGUUGCGAGGAUCAUGUCAUUCAAAACUCUGAUGAGUUCAAGGCCUUGGUUCAAAGGCUGAUAGAUAGUAAAGAUAUGGAAUUUUACCAUGAAGCUACGAAAGAGAAAGAGAUUGAGAUUUGCGCUUCCGAAGGCACAUCCAAGGGAGUUUACAAUACUAACUGCCCUUUAGUCAUCACACCGAAAGCCCAGACUAUGGAAAGGUUAAUCCCUAAAAUAGUGAUCACGCCUCCGUCGUCCUUUCCUUAUAAGGACAACAAGCAGGUACCUUGGAGGUAUGGAUGCCAAUUAAAGAAUGUUGAGAGUUCAGAGGUUGCUAAGGAAGAGGUGGACGAGGUAGGCCAUUUCACCAGAAGUGGGAGAUGUUAUUCUCCCAACCAGACCAGUGAACCCGAGAAAAUGACGACCGUUGAUAAAGGAAAAAGGGUUGAGAUAUUAUUGAAAAAUGAUGAGCCGACAAUUAAUGAGCCUGUAACCGAAAAUGAUGCUACUUUCGUACCGAAAGAUGUACCAGUGGAAAAAAUAGACCGACUGGUUGCAAAUAUUCAGGCGGAUAACUUUAUCUCUUUCUCUGAUGACGAGAUCCUGUCCGGAAUGAUGGGCAAUCCCAAAGCCCUGAACGCCUUGGAUCCACCAGGCAGGAGUCGUUCCAUCUACUCUGCAUCAAAACUCAAAUUUGUAAUUGAGGGGAGAUUGGUAUGCAUUAAUGCCGAGGAAGAUAUCAUUGCUUCCAUAUCUACUACCGCUCAAUAUGUUGAAGUAGAUGAAGAUGCAGUCGAGUGCACUUUCAGAGUCCUGGAAUUUAUUAAUGCCACAUUUGUUGCUGAAAGAAAGAAAAUUCCAAAGCCUAGGCUAUCAAACUAUACCAAAAUGGGACUGAAAAUGACCCUGGGAAGAGGAGCUAAGGUUGGAAGAGGGCUAGGGAGUCGCUUACAGGGGAAUAUUAGUCCAGCUUUUCCCGGUUUUAAGCUAGAUCGUUUUGGUCUAGGAUAUCGCCCGACUUUAAAGGAAAAAUUGAAAAAUGUUCAAAAGUGCCAGGAAAAGAGGAGAGCCAGGUUAGCCAGGGAGGAUAUUAAGUGGGAGCCUAUGAUUUUCCCAUCGCUGCGUGACACCUUCAUAUAA
Hibiscus syriacus is the source of this 1812-nucleotide messenger RNA. RefSeq lists its product as uncharacterized. Bases 1 to 1812 code for a protein of 603 amino acids. Lineage: Eukaryota; Viridiplantae; Streptophyta; Magnoliopsida; Malvales; Malvaceae. The transcript is spliced from 4 exons. Gene Ontology annotation, molecular function: nucleic acid binding. The record is from RefSeq and is a predicted model, not a curated record.